CGGUGGCUGUGUGUCGAUGCAUAACUUGCGGGAGCAGCACCGGAGCAGUUCGCAGGGCCUGGAGAAGCAAACGGGUUCCUGGUGCUGAGGACAAAGUGUCCACAGCUCAGGAUUGCAUGGCUGAGCUCUUCUGGCUCCUUCUGCUUCAAUGCCUUGCCGAGACACAGGUUCCCUGCAGAGCCCCGGGUGCAGCUUCCCAACUCUCCCCUUUUCUUCUGCCUCCUCCCUGCCUCCUGGGUAAAGGCAUUCCCUGGCAUUGCACCUGCUGUGCCUCCCUCCUAGUUCAGUGAAAGCAUUGUUUUCCACCCAAGGGGGCUCUCCCCUGGAAACAGGAACAUGGAUGAACUCCCGGUGCCCCAGCAUCAGGCAGGUGCAGGGUAUCUCUGCUUGUCAGCCCCUGCCCUGUUUCCCUGGGAUCCCGCUGACUGUUCUAGCAGUCAAUGAUCUGGACUUUGCAGGAGCGUGUUUGCAAAGACGUGAAUGCGAAAACUCUACAAGAACUGUUUGUAUGUGUCAUGUCUUUACUUUUUUCAAAAUAUUUGCUAGAAGGAAAGCAUGGACCAAACUGACAAAGUUCUUUAAUGUGGGAAAAGCAUUUGACUCCUGAGCUGAGUACUGUUGCAAGCUCUCCAGUCAGAUACAAGGUAAUCUUUCAUUGAAUUUCCCGGGUUUCCAUUGAGUCAAUGUAAAGAAUGAGCUUUCUAAGGAGCUUAAUACUAAUUUUUCCACUUAAUAUGAAAUGUCAAAUUCAUUAGAUGGUUAGAUGACAGGAGAAUUGAGGUUGGGAGGCAGCUGCAGUGGUCCCCAGCUUUAUCUCCUGUUCCCAACGGUGAUCAGCACGGGCAUGAAAUCAGGUUCAUCUCAGUUUACUGCAGAGAGGUCUUGAGGAAAACGUCGGUGCACCAAGAGCAGGUUUGGAAUCUGUGCAGUGCAAGAGACUCUGCACAAGCUCUCUGGGCAACUGACUGUCAGGGGCAGGAGCCCUGGCGUGGCCGUGCCUGAACAGCACCUUUCUGCCUACAGUGCCACCCUCGAUGACUGCCCUGGGGCCUGGGAUUGGACCCUGCACUUGCUGCAGGUGUCCCUGGCCUGGUUCCGUGCUGACCAAAGGCUUGGAACCAUCUCAGAACCUCGGUUCCCAAGGGGGCGGCCUCAAGUGGCUGCCGGGCAACUGAGGCCAUGGCUGCCUGAACCUUGGGAGCAAGAUGCUGAUGUCAGAGUGGCCAUUGUGACGCGUGCGACCAAAGCCCCAAAAGGGAAGGCUGGGCUCAGGCCGUGUGUCAGUGCGACCUGGCAACGGGAGGAGAAGAAUCAGCGCAGGAACAUCCAGAGGAGACGGCGGUGUUCCUGAACGCGACGACGGGAGCAGAAGGCGGACAGGAGCAGGGCUCACGCAGGGCUUACCAGGGAGUAGCACCCUCGUAGCUCUGGGCCUGUUCUGCAAACUCCCAUCACUCUUCUUUCUCCCGCAGAGAGAGAGAGGACCAGCACCUGGCGGAGACAGCGGCGUUCCUGCACAGGGACUCAGCGCUGACAGCCGCCAUGUGCGACAGGGAGCAGGAGGGCCCUGAUGGCAGGGAGCCAGCAUGCGUUUUGUGUCAUCGUGUGGACGCUGACCCGGACACCUGCGGAAACAGACGGGAGAAAUACGGGCUCUGUGCCCACAUGUUCUGCCUGUAUUUUGCCACUCUUCUUUUCCGGCAAGAAAAGAAACAGGUUGGAUUCCUGGGUUUUCUUCCUCAAGAUAUCCAAUGUGCAGUCAGGCGGGCGGCACAGAAGCACUGCUGCGUCUGCGGCCAGAGCGGGGCCACCAUCAUGUGCUGCGAGGAAGGCUGCGACAGAUGGUUCCACCUGCCCUGUGCCAAGGAGGGCGGCUGUGUUACGCAGUACAUUGCCCCAUACAGGUCCUACUGCCCUGAGCACCGUCCAGAGCAGAUGGUGCAGGUGACUCCAGAGCCGGGCACCGAAUGCCCCAUCUGCAUGGAGCCAGUGGAAGACAGAAUGACCUUUACCACCAUCGUGUGCCCAACGUGCCAAAGAGCCUGGUUCCACAGGGACUGCCUCCAGGGACAGGCCAUGCGUGCUGGUUUUUUCUCCUUCUGCUGCCCCCUCUGCAGAGACGAUGGCAUGUUCGCUGUCGAAAUGUUCAUCAUGGGAAUCCGCAUCCCCUUCAGACUGCCAACAUGGGAGGACAACGACGCCUUCGCGGAUCUGAGAGUGCGUCACAGCAGGUGCAAUGCCAGGGAAUGCCUUUACCCAGGAGGCAGGGAGGAGGCAGAGGAAGAGGGGCCCUGGAAGCUGCUCCUGUGCUCCUCCUGUGCUGCCGAGGGCACCCACAGGCGCUGCUCUGGCCUGACAGUGAGGAGAACCCGCUGGGAGUGUGACAGCUGUGCUGGUCUCGGCACAGCCCCCAGGGAUGAGCAGCCAGAGCUCAAUGGCCCCAGCCGGAUCAGACAGUCAGGACUGGAGCCUGCUCACGGCCUUUCAGAAUCCGAGGCCAUCAGGCCGAGCUCCAGCAGCGCAGUGCCAUCGGGUCUGGCUCCCCAGUCUCCAACUCCAGGGACCAGCAGCCACAGAAGCCCCCGGCAUGCAGUUUCUUCCUUGGCAGACACCGGCAGCGCACGCACACCAAGGGCAAGAUCCAGCAGCUGGACGGGCCCUGAGGACAGGGUCCAUUCCAGACAUGCUGGGCCUGACCGCAGGCGAAGGCGCUCUCAACAGCAGAGGCGGGCCUCAGAUGGGGCCGUCCGGUCGCGGAGUCGCCAUGACAGGAGCAGUAGGAGAACAUCAAGUGCAGAGAGGCGCAGGCAAAGGGAGACACCGUCGCGGGCUUCCCGCAGACACAGCCGCUCCCGGCAGCAAGCUCAUGCCCAGAGUCCACCUGCCCGGUCGAGGAGUUGCCAUGACAGGAGCGGCAGGAGAACGUCGAGGGCAGAGAGGCCCAGGCGAAGGGAGACGUCCUCAGGGACGUCCCCGAGACGCAGCCGCUCCUGCGUGCAACGUCGAGCCUCGGAUCAACCUGUCCGCUCCAGGAGUCGCCAGGACAGGAGCAGGAGGAGAGCAGCAAGUGCUGAGAGGCCCAGGCGCAGGGGGACACCGUCGGGGACGUCGCGCUGGAGCAACCGCUCCCGCCAGCCACGUCGGGCCUCAACUGGGACCUCCAACAGCAGCACGUAGUGUCACCUUUUCUUUCUAGUCCCUCUGUUUGCUGCCGUAAGUGAAGUAAAGCCUUUCUUCAGUAAAGCAGAGGGAGAAAGAAGAGAGUGAGACACUGCUUUCAGUGUCUGAAGAAAUCGAUUGCGACACUGCUGCUGAUUUAAAACACUUGCUUGGACCUUCAAAGAUGAAACCGGAAAAGACAGUGGAAACAGGCUGGGACAAAGAGGAUGCACAGGACUCUGCCCCAGACGAACGUCUGGGACCUUUGCCUGAAAACGACAGAACUCAGGAGUCCAGUGCUUUCCAGUUUUCCUUCUUUGGAGACACAGAGGAGUUGGGCAUCAAAGAAGAGCCUUACGUACUUGGAACGACAAAACCGGAAAACGUCAGGUGGCGACAGGAUUCACAUUUCCAAGACAUCCCGUCUGGGGCUGCUGGUGAGCCGGAGAUGUCAGAAAUUGAAAAGCACCAAG
Cyanistes caeruleus (blue tit) is the source of this 3632-nucleotide messenger RNA. The record is from RefSeq and is a predicted model, not a curated record. Lineage: Eukaryota; Metazoa; Chordata; Aves; Passeriformes; Paridae.